Molecule: messenger RNA, 2880 nt
Organism: Sebastes umbrosus (honeycomb rockfish)
Lineage: Eukaryota; Metazoa; Chordata; Actinopteri; Perciformes; Sebastidae
Exons: 5
Coding region: 956-2332 (458 amino acids)
Source: RefSeq, a predicted model, not a curated record
AAACUUUGUUUUUCCAGUUUAUAUAUAGUAAUAGCAGAUGUGAUGGAUAGAAGUAAUUUUGGUGGGAAUUUCUCUCCUGGGCCCGUUUGGGGAGCUAUAUUAUGAUAUAUGGACAAUUCUGUUGCAGUUGUCGUGGUUAUUUUGGGGUGCAGGCUGAGCAGUAAAGCAAGAUGAUGAAUUAUCACUGCAUUCAUGUUAAUCAUGCUGGUUGUGUCAUGGUUGUAGGGUUUUUGUUAUAGUUUGUUUUGUGUUUUAGUUUGAAAGUCUUCUCUUCUUGUGUACUGUCUUCAUUAAUUUUCCAGGUUCCAUUUAAGUUCCUUCUGUUUUUAGUCUGUGUGUUUUCCCGAGUUGUCACAUACUGGUGCUUUGUCACGCCCCUUGGCAUCACUUUAGUUUAACUUUUAGUCAAUAAAACCAAAUGUAUAUUUUGUUGGUGUAUUUUGUGAGAUUUUAAACUAUUUUGAAAGAUUAAAAUCAAAGUUUAUAUUGUUAGUUUAUUAUUAUUUUGAAUGGUCAAAGGCAAAAGUACUGAGACACUGCUUUCUACCUUUUAAAAAUGGGCAGAUAUGUUAAAUGUUCAUUUUUUCUGAUUCUUGUUUGAAUUAAAUGUUUGAAUUGUUUCUAUUGGUUGCUUCAUUUUAUUGUAUCUAUGUGCAUUUGUGCCAACCAAUGCCAUUACAGGGUUGGUUGGCACAAAUGCACAACAUGACGUCAGAGAAAUGUGGCAGAGAGUGGAAAGUGUUUCAACCAACCCCGGUCUCCCCUACUGUAAAAAGUGAAAAGACACACACCUGUUGAGCGGGCGGAUAGGUGGAUUCAGUCAUCCCUCUUAACGUAGUGCCAGUACGUAUUAUUACUAGUUUACUCUCUGCCACCAGUCUUGUGGAUUUCCCUGUUUUCCUUCCUGCUACCUGUUGCUUGACUGCCAUUACCUGCCUACCUGUGGACCUUCAGCAUGUUGGGAAUCUAUGUCAUCCGUGGCUGGAUGGACAAGGCAAAAGACUUCAAAGGGAAGUUCUUCCUCCUUGUCAUUGUUACCUUCAUCUUCAUCCUCUUUAUCACUGUGAGAAUAUCCAGGAUGACGUAUAGCGCCGUCCCGAAGCCGCGUAGGGAUUUAAGAACUUGCCCCUUUCGGAUCUCUGAGCGGACCAUCACCCCCCUUAACAAUACCAAGCACUUACUGGUGUCAGCCUACAUGGACCAGAGAGUGAAGGGCUUUGAUAUACGCAUCAUUGGCAUGUUUAAGAGAGACUCCAUCCAACCUCUUUACUGUCUUUUCUGCUGUGCAGGUCACUUAUCAAGUACAACACCUCCAACAACAAUUUUACAACACUCUGACAACUUUGGUUUUCCCUUCGCCACAACGGAUGUCAUGUGUCAGAUUCCUCAAAACUGCAACGCUACACAUGUCAGUCUCCUGACUCAACCAGGCAGAGAAAAUGUAUUUAACCAGAUGUGGCUUCCUAUCAGAAACCAGAAGACCAAAGGGAAGGAGGAGAAAAAGUUUCAGUUUGACUUCACAGUCUGCGUCUCCAACCUGUUUGGAGACUACAACAAUGUGCUUCAGUUUGCACAGACCCUGGAGAUGUACAGGUUGCUGGGUGUGAACAGGGUGGUGAUCUAUAACACCAGCUGUGGCCCAGACCUGGAGCGUCUGCUGCAGAGCUACAGCCAGGAGGGCUUCGUGGAGAUGGUUCCCUGGCCCAUCGACCAGCAUCUGAAUCCAUCUCGUGGCUGGCUCUUCUCAGAGCAUGGAGGGGACGUACACUACUUUGGCCAGCUGACCACGCUUAAUGAGUGCAUUUACAGAUCCAUGGACCGCUCACGCUACGUCCUGUUGAACGACAUCGACGAGAUCAUAAUGCCUUACCAACACAACAACCUGAUGUCUCUGAUGGACAUGCUCCAACAGCAGCAUCCAAAUACAGGAGUGUUCCUCAUUCAGAACCAUUUCUUCCCUAAGAAACAUUUUGAGCCAAGUGGGAGGUUUCACCUGCCUCAGUGGAACAAGGUGCCGGGCGUUAAUAUUCUGGAGCACAUCUACAGAGAGGACCCCGACAGACACAAAUACAUGCCGCACAAGAUGAUAGUUCGGCCAAGGUUGGUGGAGCAGACUUCAGUGCAUGAAGUGCUCAAGACUUUUGGAGAAAAGUUCAAGGUGCCAAUGGACGUUUGUCGGAUCAUUCAUGUCCGCGUGGCUCUGCGGGGGUCGUUAACGCUGCAGCAGCUCAAUGAGGACAAACGACAUUGGGACUUCCAAGAAAAACUGAUUCCCAAUGUGGACAAAGUACUGAGGAGAGCGGGGCUGCUGAGCUCAGAGGGUCAGAGCUGAUGGAUGGGAUGGACAGACACAUAUAACACUAUAAUAACCUUCAUUUAUAAAUGGUAAAUUGAUAGUUAAUUGAACUUAGUUAAUAGUUAUUUUACUGUUAACAAAAAAUUAAUAAAUAAUUAAUGAUGUUUACUAAUUAUUAAUAACGUUAUAAUUUCUGUUAUUUUACCAUUAGUUUGUGUGAUAUGAAAUAAUUAGUUUAUAAAUUGUAUAUUGUAUAAUAGCUGAUCAGAGACUAUAUCAAUUGCAUUCUGAUUACAUUAGUAAAGUGUUAAUUAACAGUUUAUUGUUGCAGACAUUAUAACAUUUUAUAUACUAUAUUAAAUAUUUGUUAGUGAUUACCAAAUGAUUUGUAAACCUUUAAGAAAUCAUUUGUAAAACAUCUAUAAAUAUUACACAGAUAGACGGACCAGAAACCAAUAAUUAACCAUUGACAGAGUAUUAACUAGCUAUCUAAAUAAUGUUUAUAGACGCUUUACAAAGUAUUUAUUAACCAUUUAACAAGGUAUUAUAAUCAUCAGUUGCAACUUUCUAAAAACCAUCCAAAU